AUGGGAACAGGCGAAAUGGCCGAAUCUGGCAACCCUGCGUCAAAGGGUGCAGCAGAAUUGGGCAAAAACGCCGAGAAGUCAAAAGGGUUCACGAACCCGGCAUUUCAAAUGAUGGGGAUUCGGCGAAUCAAGCUCCCCUCGCGCAACUGGACAAUAUUCGGAUGUGUUGUGUGUGCGCUUGUGGGUGGCGUAUUAUACGACAAGCAGAAGCAGAAGCAGCAGCGCGCCAAGUACAUGGCGUGCGUGAGCGCAGGGGGUGAGGAGCGCUACGACGCAUCGCGGGUUCCGCGCAAGGUGCGCAUCUACGCAGCGCCGCCGCCUAACGACUAUCUUAGUGAAACCAUGAAAUACUUUCGGAGAUUCGUAAAGCCGUUGUUAAAUGCGAGCGGAAUUGAUUUCGAACUUGUCACAGAAGACCGCCAGGGCAGAAUUCGCAGCAUAGUGGCAGAGGAAAUUCGAAAAUUGCGGCGGCAAAAGCUCGGGUUGCCGGAUAAAGCACCAGAAGAGGCCGCUGCCGAAAAGAGCAAGAAGGAGGAAAAAGACAGAGAAGAAAAGGAAAAAGAAAGCAAGAAGAGUCUCAUGAAUAUUAAUCCCAGCUUCGGGAUGGCGAUGAGCGGCAUUGGCGGACAAGAGAACACGAACGGGGAAACGGUGGAGUCGGAGUCGGAGAAAUUGGACGAGGACGGACAUCCGAUAAAGGCGGUGAAAGAUUUGUACGCCCCAGGCGAUGUCUUGGGGUUGAUGAAAUUCUUGAAAGACUCGCCGGAGAUUAAAGUGCGGUCGGACGAUGAGAUUGAAGGCAGUGCACGGGAUGCAGGCGGGAUUAUAUGCAUUGGUCGUGGCGCGUAUAAAGAAUAUAUAAACGGAGUUCACGAAGGACUUUUAGGCCCGGUGUAUGAACCGGAGAAUGUGAAGGCGGCGAAAGCGAAGGUGAUAGAGGAGCGGCGGAAGGCGGAGAAACCGGACAGCGAGCUUUCGGAGAAGCAGAGGAAGAGAAGAGACAAGCAGAGGGAAAUACAGGAGAAAGAGGAUCGGGAAAAGCCCGCCCCGCCGUAUAUAUUGCCCGAUCAGUACAAGGAGUCGGACAUUGCCCGGGAGUUGGGGAUUGGGAGUAAUCCCAGAGAUGAGAAAGGGCAGUACUAUUUUUUCCUGGAGCCCAUUUUGGUCUUACGGCUUUACACGGUGUCCGGGUUCACGAAAUUGCCCGAGAGAAUUCGCCGGUUUUACACGAAACGCCGGCAGCAGGUGGAUUACGGCGACCGCGUGAAUGGCCUGGUGGAAAAAAAAUACCGCCAGUUUUCUACCGGGGACGUGGACUGGGAGGCCGCCGAGGAGGGCGACUGGCCGGGCCCCUGGGUUAAGCGGGGCCGCGAGAAAAAGAGCGAGUGGUGCCGAGAGUUUAAGGUGGAUUCGCGGGUGGCAGAGCUUCUCGCCGUGUACGAAAAAGAGCCCAUCGAUCUUGACAGCGUGUCAGUCCCAGCGAAAAAAACGCCGGACAAAUGGGGCCGCAAGCCGUGGGUGUGA
Messenger RNA from Brettanomyces bruxellensis, 1524 nucleotides. RefSeq lists its product as uncharacterized. Lineage: Eukaryota; Fungi; Ascomycota; Pichiomycetes; Pichiales; Pichiaceae. The record is from RefSeq and is a predicted model, not a curated record. The coding region runs from base 1 to 1524 and encodes 507 amino acids. The transcript has a single exon.